Molecule: messenger RNA, 891 nt
Organism: Angiostrongylus costaricensis
Lineage: Eukaryota; Metazoa; Nematoda; Chromadorea; Rhabditida; Metastrongylidae
Source: the annotation of a GenBank genome assembly
AUGUUAUUGAUCAAGCUGGAGUUAGAAACGCCUCCAAUCGUGCGUGUCGUUUGCCACAACCGCCGACACUGUCGUUUCGAGCCGUCACCCUGCUACGCACCCGUCGGACCACAUCACGAAAUCACUUGUCCCUCCGGACCAGAUUCCAGAGUCACGUAUCGAUUUGGGAACAGCAGCUAUAUCAAGAUGACGACCGAUGGAGCAUCGACUGUCAUGGUCGCUUAUUGAGCAGGAAUGGCAUGUGGUCUGGCGUUGAAGCGCCCACAUGAGUACGACCCGUACUUGGCGGACGAGACGUUUUCCCAUGAGGCGAAGCGAGCCCGUCAUACAGCGGCUCACUGCUCACCAUUUCGUCCUCAAAUGGGUACGAUAGCCGCAAGUCUUCCAUCUACUAGCAGUUUCGCUCAAGUUGUUAGCAAGGACGAUUCUCCUUUUGCGGCUGUGGCUGGUAAAUGUCAACUGUCUGAAUCACAAUUAGACGCUUAUCUUCGUUCAGAAGUCCGAAAUGGCCAGCGCAGGAAGCUGAUACCUAGAAGGAACUUUCUGGAUGUAAAGAUCGAGGAUGUUGAUACUCUACGCAAUGAUUAUCGUAUACCAAACUCUCCUCCUCAGUCUGGAUCGGAUUCAGAAGGUGAGAGCUCUAAUAUUCCUAAGGAUGGAACCAAUAAUUACCAGGCCCUAGCCGAGAAGCCUCAGUUCAGUUUAAAGCAGGUACGGAUGAUUUGUGAACGUCUUCUCAAAGAGCAGGAAAUGCGUCUUCGAUACGAGUAUGAAAUAGCCCUGAAUCAGAAACUUGACGAACAACAUGAACAGUACGUCCAAUUCGCAAAUGAACAGCUGGUAUCACACUAUAAGGAACAUGUCUCUGGAGAAUUUUCUUACCUUUCUUAA